CUUGCGGUAAAAGCUCACAAGUUUAACUAUCCUUGAAAAGCAAAGGUGCACAAUCAUGCAGUCUUUGACCAUGUAUCAAGAUCAUAUUGUGAGUGAGCAGUCACUUUUUUUUUUUUUUUUCUUGGUGCCUUUUAAGAGAAGUUGGAGCCAGCUGUUUCGCGAACCAGACACUUUAUUGAACAUACAUAUAAAAAAAAAAUGCCACCUAAACAAAAGAAAGUGAAUAAUGAGAAUGAAGAGGCAGAAGAGCCUUUCCAAGCUGUUAUCUUGACUGACUCAUUUGAAGAUCAAUUUCUUCCUAUUUCUCAUGAAUUACCCAGAUGUCUUAUGCCUCUUUGUAACAUUCCCUUGAUUGAAUAUACAUUAGAAUUAUUGGCAACUGUUGAUAUUUUUGAAGUUUUGAUUGUUUGUACAACUCACAUUGAUGCCAUUAAGAGUUACUUUGAAAAUUCGGAUUGGAUGAAGCCUACCUCUAGACUUUCAGUAAAAAUUGUACCUACACCCGAGUGCAUGUCUGUGGGUGACGCUAUUCGUGAACUGGACGCUCGUCAAUUGAUUUCAAGCGACUUUAUUUUAACCUCUGGUGAAUUAAUUUCAAACAUCAAAUUGGACAAGGUGCUUGAAGAACAUCGUGCACGCAAGAAGACCGACAAGAAUUCGAUCAUGACUAUGGUUCUCAAGGAGGCUUCUCGUACUCAUACUGCCAGAGCAAAGGAUGCCAAUAGUGUGUUUGUAAUGGAUCCCAUCACCCAACAAUGUGUGUAUUACGAAUCUGUUGUUUCGCUACCCCGCAAGCAUCGUAUGGAGAUUUCACCCGAAAUUUUUGAAAAUAGACCUCAAAUUGAAUUCCGUAACGACCUCGUCGAUCCCUACCUUGACAUUUGUUCUGUCGAAGUUCCAGCACUUUUCACCGAGAAUUUCGAUUGGCAGCGUUUGCGUGCAGAUUUCGUGCACGGUAUCUUGACCUCGGAUAUUUUGGGUAAAACCAUCUACACCAAGCUUGUAGCUGAGCCAUAUGUAGCUCGUGUUCAAAACGAGCAACUCUAUAGUACCAUCAGUAACCACAUGUUGAACCGUUGGGCUUUCCCCAUCGUACCCGAGACCAACUUGAAAUCUGGCGACGAUUACGAAUUCACCAGAGGAAACAUUUAUAAAUCCAUGAACGUUGUCCUUUCAAGGUCUUGUAUCAUUGAUGAAAAUGUUCAAAUUGGAUCAAACACCGUGAUUGGUGAAAAUACACGUAUCGGUAACUCCAUUAUCGGUAACAAUUGUACCAUCGGUGAUAAUGUCGUAUUGGAGGGAGCUUUCCUUUGGGAUAAUGUCACCAUUUCUGACAAUUGUACUGUCAAAAAGAGUAUCAUUGCUCAUCAUGCCAACAUCUUGGAAAAUACCAAGAUUGCUCAAGGCUGUUUGAUCUCUCUCAAUGUGACAAUUGGUCCUAAUGCUACUAUUCCUAAAUACUCUAGAUUAAGUCUCUUACCUCAACCCAAGAAUAGCACAUUCGAUGAAAGCAGUGACGAGGAAGAUGAUGAAGAGGAGCGUCAACACGUACUCACAGGAGAUCAUGAACCUGUUUACUCUUGGACAAUUCGCUCUGAUGAUGAUGAAGUUGAUGUUCGUAAUAUAAAGUUGGGAUCAUUAUCUUUCGAUAUGGCUGAUCUUGUUCUCGAUGAUGGAGAUGUUACAGACAGUGCUAGUGAAGUAGGAGAAUCAGAUAGUGAUGAUGAUGAUAUUGGAUCAAUCAAUGGAUCAUGGGCACUUGAAACUAGCAUGGCUAAAAAGACGGACGAAUUUAAAAAGGAAAUUUCUCAAACGAUUGAAAGAUCUAUUGAUGAGAACCAUACGGUUUACACAGCUGCAUUAGAAGUCACUGGUUUACGUAUGUCCAGUAAUGGAUCUUAUACAGAUAUUAGAGAGGUGAUGAUCCCCAUCAUCUUUGAUCAUAUUGAUCGUAAUAACUCUAUCUCCAGCAUGAAGACAGUUUUGACAAAAUGGGCCCCUUUGAUCGGAAAGAUGACCCAUUCCGCAGAGGAUCAAUUACAUGUGUUACAAUUGCUUCAAAAGCAUUCUGCCGCACACGAACAUUUAAGCAAGAUUUUCUCGGGUGCUUUACAAUUACUUUAUAAUACCGACGUGCUUGAAGAAGACGCUAUCCAGAAAUGGUUCUCUUCCGAUCUUUCCAAGGCUAACGCUGCCGAAUUAAAGGUGAGAGAGAAGGCUGCCAAAUUUAUUGAAUGGUUACAGGAAGCUGAGGAAGAAUCCGAAGAAGACUCUGAUGAGAGUGAUGAAGAAUAAAAAAAACAGGUUACCUAAUUGUGACCAUUUUACAAAAUUAAGCCACCACGUCUAUUUUUUUUUUUAAUAUGGAAGGUACAGCGUUUUUUUUUUCUUCUUCUUUCACA
This is a messenger RNA of Mucor mucedo, 2402 nucleotides long. RefSeq lists its product as uncharacterized. The coding region runs from base 199 to 2295 and encodes 698 amino acids. Gene Ontology annotation, cellular component: eukaryotic translation initiation factor 2B complex. NCBI's taxonomy places the organism in Eukaryota, Fungi, Mucoromycota, Mucoromycetes, Mucorales, Mucoraceae. Gene Ontology annotation, molecular function: translation initiation factor binding; translation initiation factor activity; guanyl-nucleotide exchange factor activity. The transcript is spliced from 5 exons. Gene Ontology annotation, biological process: biosynthetic process. The record is from RefSeq and is a predicted model, not a curated record.